This is a messenger RNA of Musca domestica (house fly), 494 nucleotides long. RefSeq lists its product as uncharacterized. The record is from RefSeq and is a predicted model, not a curated record. The transcript has 2 exons. Lineage: Eukaryota; Metazoa; Arthropoda; Insecta; Diptera; Muscidae. The coding region runs from base 20 to 436 and encodes 138 amino acids.
UAGUUUAAUAUCAGACAAAAUGAAAGUGUUUCUUUCUUUUGUAAUUCUUGUGAUAUUUUCAUCACAAAUUUCGGCGUUUAUACCAUUUGACUAUGUGGACAUGGAUGCAAACCUAGAGAGAGGAGACAAUGGUAAACCACAAAAAAGCACAGAUUUUCUUGGUGAAAUAGAAAAGAGUUUAGCAAACGCUAAACAGAAUUUCUUCACAAUUUUAGAUAACUUUUCACAGAACCUAUUGGAUUUAUUUUCGUUUAAUACAAAUCAAAAACCUUCGAAGACAAUGACAACACCAAAACCAAUUGAAGAAAGUACCUUAACAGUCUUGCCUACAUUGUCUUCAACAACCAUGCAAUCGCCAGUCCCAUCACCACCAUCAUUUUCGACCACAGACUCCCCAAUAACAACAUCCACCGUUGAAACUACCACAAAGAUUUAAGGACUAUAGUAACUUGAUUUUAUAAAUUUGAAUGCUUCGGUAAUAAAAAUUAAACAUU